Molecule: messenger RNA, 1036 nt
Organism: Pelobates cultripes (western spadefoot toad)
Lineage: Eukaryota; Metazoa; Chordata; Amphibia; Anura; Pelobatidae
Source: the annotation of a GenBank genome assembly
AUGAAAUUGGGACUCAGCAGAAAGAGCAGAGAGCUGGAUGACCGUGAUAUUUCUCUUUACUUGACUCCAUCUUACUUUGAACUUUACUAUUUUGUGUUCAAAUUAAAAGUUGAACUGUUUCAAGAAAACACCAAGCUUUCUGCAAUCCAGGAGUUGUUUGUGAGGAUGGGCUAUGGGUGAGGAGAGGGCCUUAGGGUAUGGUCUUUGUUUCUAUUGUGCACCUGCUCAUUGUGAAUUUUGCCAGAGAGAUGUUGAUCUCGUCUUAUAUCCAAAACAAUGGCCACUUGUCCUGUUUCAUGAACUUACCUAGUUAGAGCUGGAGACACUAAUCACACCUUGUUAAUUAGCAACCUCUAACUUCAGACCUUAGUUAAGACACAUAUACAUUUAUAAUUAGCAUGUUGCCUAGGGAUGGUCAAUGUACCUUGUACAAGGAUGGACACUAUAAAUUGUAUGCAUAAGAAGGAUCCAUAAUAUAUCAUUUGUAUAUCUAAAAUAUUGACAAUAUUACUGUAUGGUUCAAUAAACGUACCUAGUCAUCAAAAGAACCAGCUGAAUGGAUUCCUAUGCAUAAUUUUGGCUCUUCCCUUGAGAUUGUGACACUGCACAAUGUGGCACCCUCUGCUAAGAUGGCAAACUUCCAUGAUCCAUCACCUCUGAUACAUGAAAUUACUCCUAAACCAGUGGCCAAGACAAUGAUUUUGACACUGCGAACAGACCUAUUAAUGAAGAUAUUGUCUUGCCUAUCCUUGCAUUCCUGAUACAACUGUGGUAUGCCGAGUUCAUAAAUGCAUUCCCUGAAACCAAGAUGAACGUACCCAGCACCACUGUGCAACAUAUCUCUGAGGCUAUACCUGCCCUUUCAGAUGAGGAAACAUCUAUUGUUCCUGAAGAUGGUAUCCUGCCUGUCCUUUACCUGAGUCUGAAACCAAAGUGGGUACAUGCACGGUCUCUGUGCUAUCUAUCCCUGAUGUCCUAUUUGUCCCUUCUACCUUUAAAACCUUGCCUGUUCCACUCCCCAUCCUUGCUUUUCUAA